AUGGCCUCUCAAAAUAUGGACCCUGCAGCAGCCUCAUCCACAGCAGCUCUGAAAGGCAAUGAGACCGGUGGGAGUGCAGCAAAGGGCUCAGUCACGAAAAGGUUUGUGACAUUAGUUUUGGUCAUCUAGAUUGAAUCCCUUUUUACUGUUCUGUAAUCUGAUUGGUGCCACUAUUUGGGCAUAGGCUAGUCGGUAUACAAAGUUUUGGCAUCAUUUCUAAGUCUUUUCUUUACAUCCUAGACUUCAACAAGAACUGAUGACACUAAUGGUAAGUGUUCCCCAUAUAGGGCCAUCUCUUUUUAAUCACAAUUGGCGAUAUCAAUAUCUGUCAACAUGUCUUUUGUAAAAUUGCUAUUUCCUUUAGAUCUGAAGUUUUAUUUCUUGCUCAUGUCAUGUAGAUGUCUGGAGAUAAAGGGAUCUCCGCUUUCCCGGAGUCUGACAACCUUUUUAAGUGGAUUGGAACAAUAGACGGAGCUCAGGGAACAGUAAGUCAUGUUUUCUUUCUACUCAUCAUGAAAGUGCAGCCUCAGCAGUUCCUCAGAUUGUAAGAACAGUAACCCUACCACAUGAACGUGGCCAACAAGGUCUACUGCAAAGCACCUUUGAACAUUGAAACACUUGCCGUGAAAUGCUUUUGCACACAAACAGUAUAGCAAGGAAUGUGUUGGUGGCAUUACAUUUUUUUUAUCUUCCAUCGCUCAUUCUCAUAGGUUUACGAAGGCCUGAGGUACAAGCUAUCGUUAGAGUUCCCCAGUGGCUACCCUUACAAAGCCCCCCGAGUUAAGUUCAUCACGCCAUGUUUCCACCCCAAUGUCGACGAUCAGGGCUUCAUCUGUCUGGAUAUCUUGAAAGACAAAUGGUCAGCCCUAUAUGACGUGCGGUCCAUCCUUCUGUCCAUCCAGAGUUUAUUAGGA
This is a messenger RNA of Coregonus sp. 'balchen', 914 nucleotides long. Lineage: Eukaryota; Metazoa; Chordata; Actinopteri; Salmoniformes; Salmonidae. The record is from the annotation of a GenBank genome assembly.